AACUAUCACAUGAUAACAGCAGCAUAUCCGCUUCCGGAUUAUCCCCAAGAACAAAAUAUAGCUUGAUAUUGUGAUGCUUAUGAGGUUGGGCUAGUAUUUAUCAAUAAUAUUUUUGUAAACGUUAAGGAACUUCAAAAAGGUCGACUCUUUCUUGAGUCUGGUCGUGCUGCAUUCGCAGAUUGUAAAUCAGAGCGACGGAGCGAGGAUGAGGUGUCAGCCUUAGCAGACGACUCCAACAGAUAUGGCAGGGACGGCGGCAGCUGCGGCUACACCCACCGACUGGGAGUUCGAUAAAUUCGACGAUGGUUCUGUCAAAAUUGUUGGUGAGCUGCAGCUGAAACAGUAUGAAAGUUUCCUGGAGGAAUAUGCCACACAGCUUAAAGAAAUUGAAGAUGCACUGGAUGAUUCAAUUGGCGAUUCAUGGGAUAUGACCCUAGAUCCAAUAGGGCUUCAGGUGCUGCCAUAUGAGCAAACAACACUUCUGCAGCUUAUCCGCACGGACAACAAAAUCUUAAACAAAGUUUUGACUGUCCUCGCAGCACUCUGCUGUGAAAUAGAAGCUUUGAAACAUGAAGCAGAAACAAAGUUCUAUGGUGCCUUGCUCUUCUAUGGUGAAGGAGAGCCUGAGAAAGGACUGGAAGAUGGAGAUGCACAAGUUCAGAUGGGACGCAUGUUUCCUUUGCUACAGGAGUUAUCCUGCUUUGUGACAAGAUCAUAUGAAGUUGUGAGAAAUGUGGUACAGCAGAUGGCAUGUCUAUACACCAGUUCAAGGAGUGGAGCAAAGUUGAUUGAUGUUACAGAUGUACACUUUCAGGUUGUGUUUGAGCAUCUUGAUUUGUUGACAGUCCUUAUCACACUAGAUCACAUAAUAGAACAUCACUCCACCUUCAUGGAACACUGGACAUUGUAUAAACGAAUGGUAGCUUCAGUCCGUCAUGCACCCAGCAAGUUUAGCAUUCCAGAUGAAAAGGUGCGACCCUUUGAAAAACUCAUGAUGAUGCUUGAGGGCCGUCUGCUGGAUGGCAUGAUUUUCCAGAACUGUGUGGAGCAAACAUUUGACAGCAAAGAAGCAUACGUGUCCAAAAAUGGACCAUUUGCAGAAGAGUUUGCUCACAACAUUAAAGAAUGGAUUGCAGAGUUGGAGACAAAAAUUGGGGAGCCAAAUGAAGUUGAUCAUCGUAGAUAUUUGGUAGGAGUGACCUCCCUUUUCAUCUUGCACUUUCAAGUCUUCCGCACAGUGGACAAGCGUGUUUUCCGUUCACUUUGGGACUUGUACAAGAAAGUGCCUUGUGUGCAUUUGAUUGGAGGCGUGGUGUGGUUUGGCAAUGAAUUUUUGGUGACUCGCCUGCCACAUGUUACACAGCUUCUUGAUCGCAAGGCACAGCUGGCCAUCCAACAGCAACAGGUGCUGUGGCUGCAGACACGAAACCAAAAUCUAAUUCGAGAUAUGCAGGCCCUCAGCACACAAGUGGCUGCUUGGAUGGUUCGGAUGGAAUCCAACCUUUCACGAGGAAACACACUCAUGGAAGACCUUAACAACCGCUGCAUGCUGUUCUUACAAGGAUUGCUGUACGCCUUCAACAUUAGCCACCUAGUGAGGACAGUGAUGAACCUACAUGUAGCCCUACAGAAGCCAAUGACCAAAACAGCUGUGCUGUCUCUUUGCCGUCUUAUUGAGCUCCUAAAGACUAUUGACCACACCUUUCAUAGGAAGAGCAUGCUCAUAGCAGAGAGUGUCAAUCAUAUCGUGCAGUUCUUGUCUUUUAAAGCACUCAAUUCUCUUGCCAUUGCCAAGAAACGAAUUAUGUCCGACAAGAAAUACAGCGACACGCGACUGGAUGUGUUGUCAGCACUAGUGCUUGCUGAGACAGUACUAAAUGGACCAGGCACAAAAGAAAGACAACUUGUCCUGAGGCUUGCUUUAGCAGUUGGCACUAAGUUGAAAGCAUUCAGAGAUGAUGAGAAGGUCAGUCUUGAUGAUACGCUGAGAAAACUUGAGUUGAUUUGCACUCUUAGAGAAAAGCUCCGAGCUGCCUGUGAUUGCAGUUUCAUGUACUGGCAUCGUGUUAUCUUCCCAUUGUACCUGGAUGAUUUGUGUGAGAAUGUGACAGACACCCAUAGAGUACAUUACAUGUUUGGAGCUCUGCGGGACUGCGUGACACCAAUGAUGGUCGUCAGACAUUUACCAUCUGCCCAGGUUUUGUUAGAUUCAUUUGAUCAAGAGAUUACCAAAACCAUGAAGGAGCAUUUACUGGGGCCAUUAUGUCAUGCCAUUGAAACAGACCUGCGACUGCAUAUUCAUCUUCACCUGCAGCUGGAUGACCGCAAUCCUUUCAAGGUUGGCCUACAUGACCUCUCCCAUCUGCUGCAUGUCCGUCCUAUUCGGUUCUUCCAUCGCACCAUUAACAUCAAAGCAUACGUGGAGCACUACUUGAAUAAGACAUUCUACAAUCUCACCACUGUUGCUUUGCAUGACUGGAAGACGUAUGGAGAGAUGAAGAACAUGGCUGAGCAGAAGUAUGGCUUGUCACUUCCUGAAUCACACCUGCCAAGCCAGACCCUUGAACAGGGUCUUGAUGUGUUGGAGAUAAUGCGCAACAUCCAUGUCUUUGUGUCCAAGUACCUCUACAACCUUAACAACCAGAUCUUUGUGGAGAGGACCAGCAACAACAAGCAUUUAAACACCAUUAACAUUCGCCAUAUUGCUAACUCCAUCCGCACUCAUGGUAUUGGCAUCAUGAACACAACUGUAAAUUUCACAUUCCAGUUCUUGAGGAAAAAGUUCUUCAUUUUUUCUCAGUUUAUGUAUGAUGAACACAUCAAGUCCAGACUUAUUAAGGACUGGAAGUUCUUCAGGGAAAACCACAUGCAGACAGAUCAAAAGUAUCCCUAUGACCGUGCAGACAAGUUCAACAAAGGCAUUCGCAAGUUGGGCCUCACACCAGAUGGAGAAAGUUACCUGGAUCAGUUCCGCACUCUGAUAACGCAGAUAGGCAAUGCUAUGGGCUACAUCCGUAUGGUGCGUUCAGGGGGUUUGCACUGCUGCAGCAAUGCCAUUCGCUUCAUACCUGACCUUGAGGACAUUGUCAACUUUGAGGAGUUGACCAGAGAGGAAGGCCUGUCACCUGAGUGUCAGUUUGCUGCAAGAAAUCUAGAUAAUGUCAUCGAAAACCUUGCCAAAAACUUUGCAGAAGGAACAGAAUAUUUUAAGAUGCUGGUCGACGUGUUUGCUCCUGAGUUUCGCAACCCCAAGAACAUGCAUCUGCGAAACUUGUUUGUCAUUUUGCCACCACUGACACUGAACUUUGUUGAGCACUCAAUCAGCUGCAAAGAGAAGAUGAAUCGAAAGAAUAAAGUUGGGGCAGCUUUCACAGACGAUGGUUUUGCAAUGGGUGUCGCAUACAUCCUCAAACUCUUGGAUCAGUAUUAUGAGUUUGACUCUCUGCAUUGGUUUCAAGCAGUCCGUGACAAAUUCAACAAAGAUAAGGAGCAGCUAGGCAAACAGUCAGCUGGAGGGCGAGCAGAUGAAAAGUUGCAGCAAACAAUGAGCUUAACUGCAAAACGCUUGGAUCAGACAUUACAGGAAUAUGAGUUCUUGUACUACUCCUUGAGUAGUGCUCGCAUCUUUUUCCGUGCUGAUUUGACUGCUGCCGAGGAGAUAGAAGCUAGCACCAGGGAGGAAAAAGGUAAGCAGGAAGGAGAGGCAGCCAGCCCUCAGAACACACAACCAGCAGCAGGAGAUACCAACCCGGACACCAGUCGAGUGAACAGUUCUAGCGCUGUCCCGCCCCCUUCCCCACCAGUUGCACCACCAGCUGCCCCACCUCCACUUUCAGGCUCAGCAGCAGCACCGCCCCCACCGCCGCCACCACCACCACCACCGCCGCCGCCACCACCACCACCACCGCCGCCGCCACCACCACCGCCGCCGCCACCACCACCACCGCCGCCGCCGCCACCACCUCCACCUCCAAUGUGAUCAUCAGUCUUGUGUGACUGUUGCCUCCUUCGUGAAAGGAAGCUACGACUGUAGUCAUUGCUAGUUUUUAUUUAGGCUUCUUGAAGGUUCGAGUAGUUUUUGGAAAUUGUAUCUCCUGUGAUUCUGUUUUUGCUACUGCUGUUCUUCCAUCCACCUAUACUCACCCCGGGGAAAAUGGCGGUGGGGAAGAGCUUAAUACGGAAUCGACGGGUCCUGGCCUGCUAAAAGCUGUCGUUAACUCUGGCGCCACCUGCAGGCGGUCACCUGUUUGAAAACUCAUCGGUUGGCAAUACUCUCCAUCCUUCCCAAACACCUGUAGUGACGUCACGGCAACCCGGUGACAACCUGAAGCUGCUGCCGGUCUUGUUGUUGCACACAUUCGUAAUUCUUUUAUUUAAAUUUCGCGGAGAUUGUGAUAAAACAUACUUGGAAAUUUUAGCUUCAAGGGUCCAAUGUAAACGAAAAAACAAAAGUGAAGAGAAUUAUAUUUGAGUUUGACUGGAUUUGUUAAUGAUGCUCUUAUUAAAUUUGUGUAAUCACAAUGAUGGAUGAUUGAAAAGUGAAUCAAAACAUUUUUAUGUAAUUUUGUUAUUGUUGACAUCGGCUGCAGGGUACCCUUUAAGGUUGACCUUGUCGUUUUGCAUAUAACGUAAUGCAUGUAGGUUCAGACAUUAAAAUGAAAUUCAAAUGCU
This is a messenger RNA of Pomacea canaliculata, 4671 nucleotides long. Its product is annotated as WASH complex subunit 4-like. Gene Ontology annotation, cellular component: WASH complex; endosome. Lineage: Eukaryota; Metazoa; Mollusca; Gastropoda; Architaenioglossa; Ampullariidae. The record is from RefSeq and is a predicted model, not a curated record. Gene Ontology annotation, biological process: endosome organization; endosomal transport.